AUGGAUGAAUCAGAAUGGGAAGACUUUUUAGCGGACUGUUCAGAUAUUGACGAAACUUACGAGCCGUCAGAUACAAGUUCACAAGAAACUGAUCCUGAAGAAAAUGUACUCGACGAAAAUGAAGCCGAAGAAAAUGAAGAAAACAUUCAACAGCAAAAUAGCAAUGACAGACUCUAUAAAGUAAGGCCAGUGUUGAAUCACUUCAAUAAAACAAUGCGUGAGAAAUAUGUUCCAGACAAAAGUUUGUGUAUAGACGAAUCCAUGGUACUUUGGCGUGGACGACUGUUCUUCCGACAGUACAUCAAAAAUAAAAAGCACAAAUAUGGUGUCAAAUUUUACGAGCUGUGUGAGUCAAAUGGGAUGGUGCUGAGAAUUAAAAUAUAUUGCGGCAAGUCAGAAACAUCUACUGAAAUGGGCCAUGCAUCAGAUGUAGUCUUUGAGUUGAUGGAAGACUACUUGGAUAAAGGUCACAUGCUUUUUACAGAUAAUUUUUACAAUUCUGUCCCGCUAACGAAGGCACUCACUGCUAGGAAGACAUACGUCUGUGGGACCCUCAGAUCCAACAGAAAAGGUCUCCCGAAAGAUUUCAUAACAAAAAAAUUGAAAAAAGGUGAAGUUACAUGGUGUAGACAUGAAUCAGUUGUUCUGUGCAAGUGGAAAGACAAAAGGGAAGUUGUUACAAUAUCCAACAUGCACAAAGUACAGUCUGUUGAGGUUCAAAAUAGAAAUGGAAAAAUAUCGAUAAAACCGAACAUUAUCAAGGACUACAAUAAUGGAAUGUCCGGCGUUGACAGAUCCGAUCAGAUGUUAUC
Anoplophora glabripennis (Asian longhorned beetle) is the source of this 812-nucleotide messenger RNA. RefSeq names its product piggyBac transposable element-derived protein 4-like. Lineage: Eukaryota; Metazoa; Arthropoda; Insecta; Coleoptera; Cerambycidae. The transcript has 2 exons. The annotation marks the transcript as partial. The record is from RefSeq and is a predicted model, not a curated record.